Messenger RNA from Megalops cyprinoides (Indo-Pacific tarpon), 2982 nucleotides. Its product is annotated as G1/S-specific cyclin-D1-like. The coding region runs from base 147 to 1028 and encodes 293 amino acids. Gene Ontology annotation, cellular component: cytoplasm; cyclin-dependent protein kinase holoenzyme complex; nucleus. The transcript has 5 exons. Gene Ontology annotation, biological process: positive regulation of G1/S transition of mitotic cell cycle; mitotic cell cycle phase transition; regulation of cyclin-dependent protein serine/threonine kinase activity. NCBI's taxonomy places the organism in Eukaryota, Metazoa, Chordata, Actinopteri, Elopiformes, Megalopidae. The record is from RefSeq and is a predicted model, not a curated record. Gene Ontology annotation, molecular function: cyclin-dependent protein serine/threonine kinase regulator activity.
GCACAGAGAACUAAAGGGGAGUUUUGUUGGGGAGAGCGAAGGUUUGGAGCCUCCAGAGGACUUGCACAGCAGUAGCAAGCAGCAUCCACGGAAAAGCUCUCCUUCCGAGUCCUUCGAAAGCCCAAAGCUCAAGCAACCUUAAAGACAUGGAACACCAGCUACUGUGCUGCGAGGCUGAGACGAUCAGGAGAGCUUACCAAGAUGCCAACCUGCUCAAUGACAGGGUGCUACAGACAAUGCUCAAGGCGGAAGACAAUUACCUUCCCUCUGCAAACUACUUCAAAUGUGUUCAGAAAGAAAUUGUGCCUUACAUGAGGAAAAUUGUUGCCACAUGGAUGCUAGAGGUCUGUGAGGAGCAGAAAUGCGAAGAGGAAGUAUUUCCUUUGGCUAUGAAUUAUUUGGACAGAUUUUUGUCUGUGGAACCGACAAAGAAAACCAGAUUGCAGUUACUGGGAGCUACUUGCAUGUUUUUGGCUUCUAAAAUGAAGGAAACGAUCCCACUGACAGCUGAGAAGUUGUGCAUAUACACCGACAAUUCCAUACGACAAAGUGAAUUAUUGCAAAUGGAACUACUGGCAUUGAAUAAACUGAAAUGGGAUCUAGCGUCUGUAACUCCCCAUGAUUUCAUUGAACAUUUCCUUUCCAAACUGCCAAUCAACCAAGACACCAAGCAGCUUCUCCGUAAGCACGCCCAGACGUUCGUGGCUCUUUGUGCAACAGAUGUCAAGUUCAUCGCAAACCCACCCUCCAUGAUUGCGGCUGGCAGCGUGGCGGCAGCUGUCCAGGGGCUGCAUCUCAGGAGCACCGACAGCAUGCUGCUGUCCCAGAACCUCACUGACUUCCUGUCACAAGUCAUCAAGAGUGACCCGGACUGUCUUAGAGCAUGUCAAGAACAGAUUGAAUCCUUGCUGGAGACCAGCCUACGACAGGCACAGCAACACCAUGCCAUCUCCUCGGAAACAAAAACCAUUGAGGAGGAGGUGGACCUCUCCUGUACUCCCACAGAUGUGAGGGAUGUGAACAUAUGAGAGGGUGGUCCAGCGUGACAUUUGCCCAGCUAUAGAGGCCACAGAGAGGGCUAUGGAAAGAGGAAGUGCAGCGCCGGGCAGCCUGCCCAACAUACCUGCUCUCACACUCGCGCACCCACGCAUGCUGGUCAACAGCACGACGUGACGUCUCGUUAGGACGCCCAGCACACAAGAAGGGAUAAACGCUUAGCUUCUCUUUGCGACCAUCUUUACACUCUCUUCCUUUUGUCUGGCAAAAUGAUAGUAAAAAAAGUCCAAAAUGUUUUAAAGCAUAAAACAAAAACUUUAUUGAAAAAGAGCAAGUUGUAAUCAUGCAACUUACAAAGGCAUGCCACAAAAAUAGACAUUUAUACCAGACAAUUAGUUUUUUUAAUAUUCUACAGAUUGUUUGUGCCUACAAAUUUUUGGGAAAAAAAAGAAAUGUAGGUAUAGCAGAUUAUCUGUGGAGGUGUCUGAUGUCAGUUUUGUUAACUAUGUAAAACUGUCUGAAAAGAAGAGGCUUUUUGUUUGUUUGUUUGUUUCCUUAAGCAUAUUAUUAUACUUCAAAAUCCCGCUGUUUUGCAGUCUAGGCUUGUGUGUAUCUGCUUGCUUACACGUUUAGUCACUUUAUUACAUUGCUGUCUAGACUUUUUAAUUCAGUGUCCUUAGUCUUUAUCCUCUUCUCUUUGGAAACAGAUAAUGUAACCAUACAGUGUAUUUUUGUUUAGCAUACAAUAUUCUAUGUUAUUCCGUAGAAGGCUGUGGAUUGCUGGAGCUUUUGGCUUGUAAGGCGUAAUCAUUAACACUGCCUAUAUGAGACGAGCUAACUACUCAUUCAGAUGCAGCUUACAAAUAUGGGCAGAAAUGCUAAUGCAUUUUUUGUUAUUAAUAUAAAUGUACAUUAUACAGCAGCUAGCUACAAAACAAUAAGCUGAUCUUUAACUCAAAUCCUUAUAAAGCCCCCCAUGCCAAUCCACAGUCUAGUUUUUUUUUCAAUUGCUCUGUCUUACUUUCUAAAACCAUUCCAUUUAAAAGCACUUUCAGUCAAUUAAGCAUUACUGACUCUUUUGAAAACCAUGUUGGACAUUUACAAACAAAAUGGAAUGGUUUAGAAAUAAUGGCUGACUUGUAUCUGAACUGCAGAGCAGGUGUCUUUAACUAUGGUGUUAUCUAUAAACAGUGUGGCCAUUGUGGGGAUACAUAUUUAGGUGAAUGUGUUUGUCCAACUUUACUGUUGGAUUCACCACUUUUAUUCCCUCCUAGUUUGAAAGGACAGACCAAGGGGCUAUGCUCAGAAAUGGGGCCUUUAUGGUGUAUACUGUAAGUGCACCUGAUUACACAAGUCAGCGUUGUACUUCCUAUCGCUUGAAUUGCAUCUGAAGCAUUUGAAACACUAACGUAUGUAAUUUAUAGUUAUGUUAAAGACUAAGGACUAUUUAUUGCAAAGAAUCUCUUCUCGAGGCCAGUAUGGACUAUGAAAGAAUACCUAGUCUUUCUUUAUGAUUAUUUAAACCUGCCAAGUGCAUGAUUGCUAACAAACUGGUUUGUUAUAGUGUUUUUAAAUGCAAAACAGCUCCAUUCAAGUCAACGUGCCCUACCAAGAAAGGUAAUUGACAAUGCACAAGAAACACCAUAGAAACACCAUCAUUAAAUUGUUGUAUAGAAUUGGUGUCCUUGAGAAAAGGUGGAAAAAGAAAAAAGUAUUUUUCAGACGUAAUGCCCAACCCUCAAACUUAAAACUUUAGUGGCUAUUUGAAGAUUUUUGCACAAACUCGAAGAUGUAUUUUGCGUGUUUUGAGUGGUGGAGGAUGAAGAUAGAGGGAAAAUAAAUUGAAGUUUGUUGAGGGAGGAGGAGGUGAUGGCUUGAUGUAAGUGAGAAACUGCCGAAUCAAGGUGUUGAUUGUACAGAAAGGAAAAGAAAAAAAAACAAGAAUCGGAGUGCACACUCCUCUUAUUGAGCUGCUAUGGAGGAAUU